CGACAAACAAAUGGAUAAGGAACAACAGAACGACUCGCCCGGCCUCUACCCCGAAGGCGGCUGGAAAGCCAACUCGGUCGUCAUCGGCAGUUUCUGCUCGAUCAUGGGCGGGCUCGGGCUCAUGAACAGCAUCGGCAUCUACCAGGCCUGGAUAUCAACCCACCAGCUGGAAUCCAUGAGUGCCGGCCAAAUUGGUUGGAUCUUCGGGAUAUACAACUUCUUGAUCUUCUUCUGCGGCAUCCAGAUCGGCCCGAUCUUCGAUGCCAAGGGACCGCGGGCGCUCAUGCUCGUGGGUUCCAUCCUUAUCAUCCUCACCCUCAUCCUCGUGGGCUUCUGUCGCGUGUACUGGCACUUCCUCGUCGUCAUCGGCAUUCUCGGCGGAAUGGGGACCUCAUUCAUCUUCAUCGUUCCCGUCGCCAGCAUCGGACAUUUCUUCUACCGUCGGCGAGGCGCCGCCACAGGGCUGGCCCUGUCCGGCGGCAGCAUCGGGGGCGUCAUCUUCCCUCUGGUCCUGGAAUACCUAGCUCCCAAGAUCGGAUUCGCGUGGGCUACUCGCGUCAUCGCGCUCAUCACCCUCAUCCUCCUCAUCCCCGGCUGCAUCCUCGUGCAAUCCAACUUCCCACCAAAGCCAUCGCUCUCCUCCAAGCGAGAAAUCCUCCCCGACCUCACCAUCCUCAAAGACCCAUUACUCGCGCUGACAACCCUAGGCGUGUUCUUCAUCGAAUGGGGCUUCUUCAUCCCGCUCGAGUACGUGGUCUCGUACUCGCUCGCCCACGGUAUGUCUCGCCGUCUUGCCUACCUGACCAUUGUGUUUUUCAACGCGGGCUCCUUCCCCGGCCGCUGGCUCCCGGGCAUCAUGGCCGAUAAGAUCGGCCGCUUCAACACGUUGAUCCUCACUAACGUCUUAUGUCUGAUUGCGGUCCUGGCGGUCUGGAUGCCUGCGAGUGGGAACGUCGCUGCUACCGUUAUCUUUGCCGUCGUGUUUGGCUUCGCGAGUGGGAGUAAUAUUAGUUUGGUGCCCGUUUGUGUGGGAGAGCUUUGCUCUACUGAGUCUUACGGGAGGUUUUAUACGACUGUGUAUACGAUUGUCAGUUUAGGGGCCUUGACUGGGGUUCCGAUCGCUGGUGAGAUCAUCCAUCGGUGUCAGGGGGCGUAUUGGGGAUUGAUCGCAUUUGCGGGCUGCUCGUAUGCUGCGGGACUGGUGUGUUUUAUAGUUGUGAGGUUUAUGCAGGAACGUAAGGGGAAGAAGGGUGAUAGAACGAUUCCACUAGCAGAUACUGAGUAGACCGGGCAGUUGUCUCCUGAUAAGAAUUCACUUAAAUACCGAUUUGGAGUUCAAAGCGCAUCGAAGAACAAUGAACCAAUUCUUUGAUAUCAUGCUUUUUUCGAGUAUUGAUAUUUGGUCUUUGGCCUAGGGAAUGAUGCUCAAGUUGGUUAUCCGUACUCUCACACCAAUGAAGCCUUUCCUGGAAACCCUAUUUGUCUUGUCAUGAGUGCCGAGGUAGCCCAGAGCACUAGCCUACUCACCUUUUCUUGGCGAAUAUUAUGUCCUAUAACAAUCCAUCCCGAGUGGUCAGGGAUCUUGGAAAAGGGGCAUGUAACGUUGG
This is a messenger RNA of Aspergillus campestris IBT 28561, 1607 nucleotides long. RefSeq names its product MFS general substrate transporter. The coding region runs from base 11 to 1285 and encodes 424 amino acids. The transcript is spliced from 3 exons. Lineage: Eukaryota; Fungi; Ascomycota; Eurotiomycetes; Eurotiales; Aspergillaceae. The record is from RefSeq and is a predicted model, not a curated record. Gene Ontology annotation, molecular function: transmembrane transporter activity. Gene Ontology annotation, biological process: transmembrane transport. Gene Ontology annotation, cellular component: fungal-type vacuole membrane.